AUUUUUGCUUGAUGGCUGAAUUUUAACUUUGGCUCCAGGAGAAUCGCAAACAGAUAUCAAUAGACUUGGCUGCUGGAACAGUUAGUGGAAUGUAUCUUUAUAUAUGGACGAAGCUUUAAUUGUUUAUUUGGGCAUCCAAUGGAUACUUUGAAAGUGAGAAUGCAAAUGUCAAAAGAAAACUUUUGGAGGUCAAUCAUAAAAAUAAUAAAACAUGAGGGAAUACUAGCAUUUUAUAAGGGGAUGACUUUUCCUUUGUUAUCUGUUCCUUUUUUGAAUGCAAUAGUAUUUGCUGUUUAUGAAUAUUCACGACGGUAGUUUACAGGUUAUAAUGAUAAUGGGAAACCCAUGACUUACUUCUAGACGUAAAUAAGAAAUAUCAAUUAUUAUAGUGCAAUAUGUGGAGGUAUAUCUGGGAGUUGUGCAGCUAUGUUGGCAUGCUCCAUUGAUUUGACAAAAUGUAGAUUGCAGAUGCAAAUAGACAAUGCUCAUAAACUAUAUAAGAAUCCUUUUGAUUGCUUAUGGAAGGUAUAAUGAUAUGGAUAAAUCUCUAGAUUGCAAAACAAGAAGGCUUUAGAUAUAUAUUUAGGGGAAUGAAUGCAACAUAGCAAAGAGAAAUCUUGGGAUAUAGUGCACAAUUCGCAACAUAUGAAUUCGUUAGAGAUUAACUGAUGUGGCUACAAGACAAGGGGGAACCCUCUUCUCAUGAUUUGCUGAUUUCUGGAGGGUUAGCUGGAAUGGCAUGUUGGAUUGUUGGAUAUCCUUAAGAUGUAAGUUUGAUUUGUAUUAAAAUAGACGAUUAAGACUAUAUUGUAAUGUGAAAUGGGUACUAAAACAAGAAGAUUCAAGCCUAAAUUUCUUGAUGGAGGUUUUAUUGAGUGUCUAAAGUAUAGGGUAUAAAGUGAUGGAGUUCCGUCUUUGUGGAGAGGGUUCUCAGCAUGUAUGUUAAGAGCCUUUUAUGCAAAUGCAAUUGGAUUCUAUGCUUAUGAAAUCUCUAAAAAUUAGAUUUAAAAGUUUUAUGCAUGA
Molecule: messenger RNA, 1023 nt
Organism: Paramecium octaurelia
Lineage: Eukaryota; Ciliophora; Oligohymenophorea; Peniculida; Parameciidae
Source: the annotation of a GenBank genome assembly